Molecule: messenger RNA, 933 nt
Organism: Lactuca saligna
Lineage: Eukaryota; Viridiplantae; Streptophyta; Magnoliopsida; Asterales; Asteraceae
Source: the annotation of a GenBank genome assembly
AUGAUGAAGGGUGGAGGGUGGGCUGGGUACAAGGGUAUGGGGAUGUCUUUGUUGGACCUUGCACUGCGUUCAACAGCAACUGUAGCAGAUCCUUUGCAUGAAGAUGUCACAUGCUCUGUGGACGUAGGUUCUUUGUUUAAGAGACUGAGCAUUCUGAAAGAUCUUCAAACAGGUGAUGGUGGUGAGACAGUUUCAGAGGCUGAUGUUGUAGAAGAGCCUUUGAUCACUGGUAUGGAAACCUUCUCUGUUAAUUACAAGGUUCUUGAACUAAAUUGGCAUGUUAUGCAUAAUAAACUUGAAAAUGCAAAGAGCAUAAAUGAGGUAAUUCAAUAUCAUGACUUUUUCAUGGAGAAGUGUCUCAAGGAAUGUUCACUUCUUUCUCCAAUCCUCCUCAAGAAAUUUGAGAAACUGAAACUUGUAUGCCUUCAAUAUGCUGCUGCAACUCAGUGGCUAAUGAGCUCCAUUGAAGCUCCUGAUUCAAACAGUUCCAUUGAUGAUUUGCAUUCAUCUUCCUUGGAAAAUUUAAAGGUUUUGAAGCUAAGAAAAUCUUCCAAAAAACCAAAUUCACCCACAGAUGAGUCUACAGUCAUCGAAUGUGUCCUGAAAUUUGAGAGGGAGUUUAGUAGUGAAUUGGAGAGUUUAAGGCCAAUAUUGAGCAGCAGGGCACAAGCAGAACCAUAUUUGACUCAUCUUGCACAGUUGAUUCUUGGUGUUGGUAUGGAUCACCACAUCUAGAUUUUUGUAUUUUUUCUUCAAGUUUACAGUUUGCUUGUUGGUUGUUGGUUGUAGUGGUUUUUUUGUAUAUAUAUGUUUUGGAAUCUGAGUGUUUUUGCUUGCAUGAUGAACAACUUGUGUAGAUUUCAUAGUAGUAAAACAUGGAUCAUCUGGAUUUGAUUUUAGCCAAACACAAUUUGUUUCUUGUUAUUAAAAUGA